AUGGGGGACACGGGGACCCGUGGGGGACACGUGUGUCCCAUGCUGCGGCGCUCUCGCGCAGCCCACAUCGAGGUGAUCCCCUGCAAGAUCUGCGGGGACAAGUCCUCGGGGAUCCACUACGGCGUCAUCACCUGCGAGGGCUGCAAGGGCUUCUUCCGGCGCAGCCAGCGGAGCAGCCUGAGCUACGCGUGCAGCCGCCAGCAGAACUGUCCCAUCGACCGCGCCAGCCGCAACCGCUGCCAGCACUGCCGCCUGCAGAAGUGCCUGCGCCUCGGCAUGUCCCGCGACGCCGUCAAGUUCGGGCGCAUGUCCAAGAAGCAGCGGGACCGGCUGCACGCCGAGGUGCAGCAGCAGCUGGAGCAGCGGGAGCGGGAACGGGGCGCCGAGGCCCCCCCGGCCUCCGCCUUCACCCUGGGCCUCCCCGGGGGACGCCGGGGCCACCCGCCGCUCUCCCCGGCCGCCCACGGCGAGCCCAGCAAGGCGGAGGGCAGAGUGGCACCCUUGGGCGGCCUGGAGCCCCGGGCGCUGCCCGACCUCCUGGAGCUCCCCGGCGCCUCCCUCGUGGACAUCGAGCGGCUCACGCAGAACGUGCUCAAGUCGCACCGGGAGACGUGCCAGCUGCGCGCCGAGGAGCUGCAGCUGCGCCGCUGGGACACCUUCUCCCGCGACGAGGUGGGCGCCUACCAGAAGCAGUCCCCGGCGCAGAUGUGGGAGCGCUGCGCCGGGCGCAUCACCGAGGCCAUCCAGCACGUGGUGGAGUUCGCCAAGCGCAUGGGCGGCUUCAUGGAGCUCUGCCAGAACGACCAGAUCGUGCUGCUCAAGGCGGGCGCCAUGGAGGUGGUGCUGGUGAGGAUGUGCCGGGCCUUCAACGCCGAGAACCGGACCGUCCUCUUCGAGGGCAAGUUCGCCGGGCCGGAGCUCUUCAAGUCGCUGGGCUGCCCCGAGCUCGUGGGCUCCAUCUUCGAGCUGGCGCACGGGCUCUGCUCGCUGCACUUCUCCGACAGCGAGGUGGCCCUCUUCACCGCGCUCGUCCUCGUCAACGCCAGCCACCCGUGGCUGCAGGAGCGGGCCAAGGUGGCCCGGCUGCAGGGGGACCUGGAGGUCGCCUUCCGCCUGCUGCUCCGCAGGAGCCACCGCGAGGGCAUCCUGGCCAAGCUGCCGCCCAAGGGGCGCCUGCGGGCGCUGUGUGCGCGGCACGUGGAGGAGCUCCAGGCCUUCCGGCGCCGCCACCCCGGGGGGCCGCUCGCCGCCUUCCCCCCCCUCUACAAGGAGCUCUUCGCCUGCGAGCCCGAGCCCCCCGGCGCGCCCUGA
Messenger RNA from Nothoprocta perdicaria, 1311 nucleotides. RefSeq names its product RAR related orphan receptor C (gene RORC). The transcript has 10 exons. Lineage: Eukaryota; Metazoa; Chordata; Aves; Tinamiformes; Tinamidae. Gene Ontology annotation, biological process: regulation of transcription by RNA polymerase II. The record is from RefSeq and is a predicted model, not a curated record. Gene Ontology annotation, molecular function: zinc ion binding; nuclear receptor activity; RNA polymerase II cis-regulatory region sequence-specific DNA binding. Gene Ontology annotation, cellular component: nucleus. The coding region runs from base 1 to 1311 and encodes 436 amino acids.